AUGUCUACCGGUCUUCCCUCCGUUUACAUCGUUUCUGCCGCCAGAACCCCUGUGGGGUCCUUCCUUGGUCAGCUUUCCAGCCUUUCUGCUGUUCAGCUCGGUGCCCAUGCCAUCAAGUCUGCCGUUGACCGCGUUCCCGAAAUCAAGGCUGAGGAUGUUGAGGAGGUCUUCUUUGGCAAUGUCCUCUCCGCUGGUGUCGGUCAGGCUCCUGCCCGCCAGUGCGCCCUGAAGGCCGGUCUCUCGAACAAGGUGGUCGCCACCACCGUCAACAAGGUGUGCGCUUCCGGCAUGAAGGCCAUCAUCCUUGGCGCCCAGACCAUCAUGACUGGCAAUGCAGACAUCGUUGUCGCUGGCGGCACCGAGAGCAUGUCCAACGUCCCCCACUAUAUGCAGAACCUCCGCACUGGUGUCAAGUACGGCGACGGCGGCCUUGUCGACGGUAUCCAGUCCGACGGUCUCCGUGAUGCAUAUGGCAAGGAGCUCAUGGGUGUCCAGGCCGAGCUCUGCGCCAAGGACCAUGAACUGAGCCGUGAGGCCCAGGACGAGUAUGCCAUCAACUCCUACCAGAAGGCCCAGGCCGCCACCGAGGCUGGUCUGUUCAAGGAAAUUGCACCUAUCGAGGUCCCGGGUGGCCGCGGCAAGCCUGCCAUCAAGAUUGACCGCGAUGAAGAGGUCAAGAACCUCAACAUCGAGAAGCUCAAGUCCGCCCGUACCGUCUUCCAGGCCAAGGACGGUACCGUCACUGCUCCCAACGCCUCCCCCAUCAACGAUGGUGCCGCUGCCGUUGUUCUUGUCUCCGAGGCUAAGCUUAAGGAGCUUGGUAUCAAGCCCAUCGCCAAGAUCCUUGGCUGGGGCGAUGCCGCUCACGAGCCUGAGCGCUUCACAACUGCCCCGGCUCUCGCCAUUCCCAAGGCCAUCAAGCAUGCCGGUAUCAAGAAGGAGGACGUUGACUUCUACGAGAUCAAUGAGGCUUUCUCUGUUGUUGCCCUUGCCAACAUGAAAAUCCUUGGCCUCGAGCCCGAGAAGGUCAACGUCUAUGGUGGCUCCGUUGCCAUCGGCCACCCUCUUGGCUGCUCCGGUGCUCGUGUUGUCACUACCCUCACCUCCGUCUUGGCUGAGAAGAAGGCCAAGAUUGGCUGCGCUGGUAUCUGCAACGGUGGCGGUGGUGCUUCUGCCAUCGUUAUCGAAAACUUGCAGUAAGUGGCUGGCGCUUGUGUCUCGAUCAUUCUAUAUACCCACAUAUCUUUCCACAUGGCUCGCGGGGCGGAGUUUUGCAGAAACGAAAAAGCACACAUGCCUCGUGAUUACUACAUGAGGAUGACAUUCUAAUAAAAAGUUUUGAUGAUUGAUGAUAGAUCGACAACUAGCUUGCCCUUCACUAAGUCAAGCCUUUAAUAAUACUAAAACCCAAUUCAUACACGGGAGAUUGUUCUCGACGUAAUUCAGACCAUAGCUGUCAUUCAAAGAGUUCACAUCAUUCGGA
Molecule: messenger RNA, 1483 nt
Organism: Neurospora hispaniola
Lineage: Eukaryota; Fungi; Ascomycota; Sordariomycetes; Sordariales; Sordariaceae
Product: acetyl-CoA acetyltransferase
Exons: 4
Coding region: 1-1200 (399 amino acids)
Biological process (GO): ergosterol biosynthetic process; fatty acid beta-oxidation
Cellular component (GO): mitochondrion
Molecular function (GO): acetyl-CoA C-acetyltransferase activity
Source: RefSeq, a predicted model, not a curated record